Molecule: messenger RNA, 3503 nt
Organism: Asterias rubens (European starfish)
Lineage: Eukaryota; Metazoa; Echinodermata; Asteroidea; Forcipulatida; Asteriidae
Product: transcription factor BTF3 homolog 4-like
Exons: 5
Coding region: 120-605 (161 amino acids)
Cellular component (GO): cytosol; nascent polypeptide-associated complex
Source: RefSeq, a predicted model, not a curated record
ACCAUGACGUCACUGGUAGCGCCGCCAUAUUUGCGCAUGUUCGUUUGGAGUCCUCGUGUGCAGGCGACGAAGUUGUGACAAAUAAUCUUUUCAGAAAUCGUAUACUUUUCAAAUUCAUUAUGAACACGGCAGCCGAGAAGUUGAGGAAACAAGUUGAGCAGGUACGGAUAGGUGGAAAGGGAACAGCAAGGAGAAAAAAGAAGGUCGUCCACAGAACGUCAGCCACAGACGACAAAAAAUUACAGAAUAGUCUCAAGAAGCUGAGUGUCAACACAAUUCCAGGAAUCGAAGAGGUCAACAUGAUCAAAGACGAUGGCACAGUAAUCCACUUCAACAACCCCAAGGUACAAGCGUCACUAGGUGCAAACACAUUUGCUGUCACCGGCCAUGCCGAGUUGAAACAGCUCUCAGAAAUGCUACCCGGUAUCCUUAACCAGUUGGGAGUGGAUAAUCACAACAGUCUCCGCCAACUUGCGGCCAAGCUACCUGCCAUGCAGGAAGCAGCCAAAGCUGCUGGAACCAAACCUGAUACCAUCGAUGAGGAUGAUGAGCAGGUGCCAGAUUUAGUUGAAGACUUUGAUGCACCAUCAAAGGAAGAAUCCUAAGUCUGCAGUCAACUGGAAUUUUCAUUUACAAUACCUCAUUCAUAUUCAUAAGCAUACAUCAUUCCAACAUUCUGAUUGGUCGAUUGUCUGCAUAUCCACCUCAUUAAAUUUACCUAUCCCUUUUAUCUCUGUAUUCUGUGACUUUGUGCAUGCUGAACCAUAUUUUAUAUGCAGGGAAUAUUUUCUGUUUUCUGUAUUGCUUUGGUGGCUACACAAACUUGAAAAACUACACAAUUUUGAAAAAGGGUCGGGGACAAAUACUUCAGCCGACAGAAAAAUGUGUGAAUAUACUAAAGGUAUGAAUGAGGUAGCGUAAAACAAAUAGAAUGCGGUUUUUCGUCUGGUUGGAUGGUUGACAUUAUUUCUCUCGCUCCCCACCCCCCUUCCCCACCCACCUUGAUGGGGAAUCACUCUGGAGGAAAUGGCCAAGGAAAGUUGUUGUCAAUUUGAAGCCAUUUGCGCGUUUGAUUUGAAUAAUUGUCUGGUACAAUGAAGUGCUUGAUCACAAGUUAACACUUCAGUUUGGAAUUCCCUAGACUAUCAAGAACGGUGAACACCCGUACACAAUUCUGAAUGGAUGUGUAUGGCACAAUGGUACAUGUACCAGGGUUUGCUCAGCUGGAGGUUCCUAUACGAAAGCUUGCCCCAAACCAUUUGACAUAGCAACUGUCUCUUUAGUCUGAGGAAUUCAAAAUGUAAGCGGUAACUGUGACUUAGCAAGUCAUUGUACUAGACAUUAUUGAAAUCUAACUCGCAAAUUGCUCGUUAUUUUCCAAAUUACCAUAGGGCAGUCAAGUGUCCACCAUCCACCAUGAAAUCAUGUUGUAUUUGUGUAAUAUAUCUGUAAGGAUGAAUGGCCUGUGUACAGAUGGCACGAACUGGGUGCACCAACUUUAAUUAUUAAAAAGCACUCAUGCGAAGUGUGUCGUUGAUUGAAGUUUAUAAGAAAAUUUCAACUUUUGUUUUUCUAUAUAGUGGAAACUCUAAAAUUUACUUUUGUUAUUUACAGCUUUUAUUAAUAUGAUUUGGAGUUAUAAUCUGUAGGAUUUGGGGUGAGAUUAUGGGCUUGUCCGGAUAGAGGUCAAUUUGAAUGUGACCUUUUGCUGAAGUGGUUGUAUUGAAAGAAAUACAGACCUGAACCAUUUUCAUGAGCUGCAUAACCACAAAAAGUAGCUAAGCAUAACAUGCUCAUCAGAAAGAGGUUACCAGCCAAAAAGCCAUUUUACAUGUAGUAUCCGUGACUGGUAUCCUGCCCAUUUUCGCUUAGCAGAAACUGCACUAAGCAGAAGCAGCUCUAUGAAGUUGGGCCUUGACGAGAAUCUAGGUGUUACCACAGUAAGCUAAAAAUUUUGCUAGAGACAUUGUGAGUUGUCUGAUACAGAUUCUAUGCAAAUACUUGUACCGUAUUCAAAAAAUCUAAAGCCACGUUGGUUUAUUUUUUAUUGGAGACGCACUGUAUUACAUGUAUCUUCCAAAGUCAUGGAUAAGGAUCUAGUUGUAACCACACUAAGCUAAAGACUUUGCUAGAUACGUCGCAUGUUUUCCGACAUUCUAUAGAAGUACUUUUAUUUGAAAAAUCUAAAGCCAUGAUGGUUUCUAUUGGAGACGCACUGUUAUUAUCUGCCCAACAAAUUAUAUGCACCGUACCUGAUCUUCCAAAUUGUGAAAUCCAUCUUAUCCACCACUUAUCUUGUUGUAUUUUCACUGGGAGAGGGAGCCCUCUAGGGAGUGACCCUUACUCCUGAUAGUCUAUCCCCUCGUCUGAUUUAUUGAUUCAGUACUGCACAACCAAACGGAUCUUAGCAGGAGGGUGGGCAACAUGGGCACAGCAAUAUGUUCCCAGCCAAUUGUUUUUCGUUAUUACAUCAUUAUUUUUAUGCUGAAGCAUUUUGAUGAGUAUGACACUGACCCUUUUUGAAAGUUAAAAUUAAUGGGUAGGGGCGGGGUUGUUUUGUCUUUCGGAGCUGCCUGCAUAAAAUCCCCUCCUUAUGAGAUUUUCAUCUGAAUUUUGUUAUUGUGCUAUUGUUCACACUAAGAUUGUCAAAGUCGUUUAUAUUUCUCCUGACAUUCUUUGAAAGACCAUGAACGUGUUUACAAAGCACCAAGAUUCAACUUGGAGAAGAGUUGUCGCCACCAUAGUGACUUGUAUUCUGACAUCACACUUUGAUAAUCAAUGGGAGACUAGGGAACACUAGGUGGCAGCAGACUUACUAGGUAAAUUUCAGUUGUUUACGUUCUUUCCCAAGAACAAAGAAUUUCACCACUGAUCUCUUAUAAAUAGGUGGAUUUUAAAUCUUCCACCUAGUGUCACCAAAUGUUUCAUUGAUACAUAUCUUAAGAUCCAUCUUUGUGAAAUAAAACACAUGUAUUUCCCACCCUUUAGAAAUUCUGACUGCUUAUAAGUCUUUAAUGUAAUUAAUAUAAGUACUUUAAGCAUAUUAUUACCCAAAAAGAAUGGAUGGCAGGAAAUUCUUAAGUUUGAGUGACCAAACGCUAUGAUUUGGAGUUUCAAGCAUGUGGAACUGAAAACCCACAGUACAUGUACAUUUGUUGUUCUGUGAACUUUGUUCUUUCACUUGGUAUUAAAUUUCAAAGAGACAAUGUUAUUAUAUGUACCUAAAUAACUUGGGGUUGAACAAGAUAAAUAGACUGAGCCAUAUAUGUGCCCUGUGUUCGUGAUCUCCCUCUUUCUUUGCAUCUCAAAAAAAAACCUGGCCUGGACACCAAUCAAUUGAAAAUUGUAGACUAUGUGAAAACAAUUAGUUUAUACUUAAAUAAGAUUUGUUUUUAGUACCUCACCACCCUUUAGUCCUCCCAUUUGUAGAGCUCUGUUUGAGGGAUGUGAUUAUGGAAUUUGAGCUUUGAAAUAAAAGGUCUGUGGAAUGGCUUAACAAACUA